This is a messenger RNA of Blepharisma stoltei, 1080 nucleotides long. The record is from the annotation of a GenBank genome assembly. NCBI's taxonomy places the organism in Eukaryota, Ciliophora, Heterotrichea, Heterotrichida, Blepharismidae.
AUGAGUGAGGAAAUUGAAUCGCAUAUCCUAAGGAAGUACGAAAUCCUCCAAAAGCUCGGCAAAGGAGCUUACGGGAUAGUCUGGAAAGCAAUCGACAAGAAAACUCGUGAAGUGGUAGCCUUAAAAAAGGUAUUUGAUGCUUUUCAAAACGCAACAGAUGCACAAAGAACCUUCCGAGAAAUCAUGUUCCUGCAAGAGCUCAACGGACAUGAGAACAUUGUGAGGCUGCUCAAUGUGAUCCGAGCUGAAAACGACAGAGAUAUUUACUUGGUCUUUGAUUUCAUGGAAACAGAUUUACACGCGGUCAUUCGAGCAGGGAUUUUGGAAGACAUUCAUAAGCAGUACAUUUGCUAUCAGAUCUUGAAGGCGCUUAAAUAUAUGCACUCAGGCCAGCUCUUGCACCGUGAUCUUAAGCCUUCGAAUGUCCUCUUGAACUCAGAAUGCCUUGUCAAGGUUGCAGACUUCGGCCUUGCUCGUUCAGUGGCUGCACAAGAAGAAGGCUCGAACCCGGUACUGACUGAUUAUGUAGCGACCAGGUGGUAUAGAGCACCAGAAAUCCUGCUGGGGUCGACUAAGUACUCUAAAGCAGUUGAUAUGUGGAGCAUGGGCUGCAUAAUUGGUGAAAUGUUGGCUGGGAAGCCAAUUUUCCCAGGGACUUCAACUCUAAACCAGUUGGAUAGGAUCUUGGAGCUUACUGGCAGACCGACCCAAGAAGAUAUAGAGUCAAUUCAAAGCAAUUUGGCAGCCACCAUGCUUGAAAGUCUCCCUCCGACGAGAACAAGGAGCUUUCAUGACUUCUUCCCUUCGGCUUCUGAUGAUGCACUCGAUUUAAUAAGAAGAACUCUCCAGUUUAACCCACUGAAGAGAUUGACUGUUGAGCAAGCACUCAGACAUCCUUAUGUGGCGCAGUUUCAUAACUCCGAUGAUGAACCAGCUUGCCCGAAUACGAUUAGAAUUUCAAUUGAUGAUAACAGAAAAUUGACGAUAAGAGAAUACAGAGAUAGAAUAUAUGCGGAUAUUUCAAGGAAGAAAAAGGAAAUAAGAAGAAGGCAUUUGAUGGCGAGGGGAUACUAUAAGUAA